CUUCGCGCUCCCACUCCACAUCAACGCGCGCUAACACCAAUAAAUCUAGUAAAUUCCCUUGAUCUCCUCACACGAAAACCCCUCCGCCAUCAUGACUUCUACGAUCGGUAUACCGAUUAAGUUGUUGAACGAGGCCGCCGGCCACAUCAUCACCCUCGAAAUUACGUCCGGCGAAUUAUACCGUGGCAAGCUACUCGAAGCUGAGGACAACAUGAAUGUCCAACUCAAGGACAUCACGGUCACGGCGCGCGACGGGCGAGUCUCACAUCUGGAGCAAGUGUAUAUUCGGGGAUCACAUGUGCGGUACUUCAUUGUGCCUGAUAUGCUUAGGAAUGCGCCGAUGUUCCGAUCGCGUGGUACGAGGGGUCGCGGUGUUGGCUUGGCACGAGGAAGGGCUACGGUCAAUAGGGCAAGGGGCGUAAGGGGAGGACGCUGAGGGGGAAGGGUGCAUAGCUUGAAUUUUGGAGGGAAUGAAAUUGGCCGCCGACAUAGCGGUAUGGGCUCAGCUCCCUGGUGUGGCGGAGGGCACUGCAUGAAGGCCAGAACUAGACCCAAAUUUGCUGGUCUGGUCGAGAAUAUCAGGAUUCGGGCACGAAUAGGCAAAGCUUCAAAUACCCUCGAAGACGCUUCUUGAGAAGCAGGAAAAUAAGAAGAAAUCUGC
Lindgomyces ingoldianus is the source of this 661-nucleotide messenger RNA. Its product is annotated as Sm-like ribonucleoprotein. The coding region runs from base 92 to 436 and encodes 114 amino acids. Gene Ontology annotation, molecular function: RNA binding. Gene Ontology annotation, biological process: RNA processing; spliceosomal snRNP assembly. The record is from RefSeq and is a predicted model, not a curated record. Gene Ontology annotation, cellular component: U4 snRNP; commitment complex; catalytic step 2 spliceosome. Lineage: Eukaryota; Fungi; Ascomycota; Dothideomycetes; Pleosporales; Lindgomycetaceae. The transcript is spliced from 4 exons.